This is a messenger RNA of Zingiber officinale, 1185 nucleotides long. Its product is annotated as histone deacetylase 14-like. The coding region runs from base 16 to 1002 and encodes 328 amino acids. Lineage: Eukaryota; Viridiplantae; Streptophyta; Magnoliopsida; Zingiberales; Zingiberaceae. The transcript is spliced from 6 exons. The record is from RefSeq and is a predicted model, not a curated record. Gene Ontology annotation, cellular component: histone deacetylase complex. Gene Ontology annotation, biological process: chromatin organization. Gene Ontology annotation, molecular function: histone deacetylase activity.
UCCUUUCUGUUAUGCAUGAUGCAUUUUGAAUCACAGUAUCGGAGCAGAGAGGUGUAUGAACUACAAAAUAUCAAACCAGCAUUGUUAGAUGAUAUUGCCGUUGUUCAUUCUAGAUCUUAUAUCCAUGGCCUUGAGAAGGCCAUGUCUAAGGCAAUGGAUGAAGGCAUCAUCUUCAUUGAUGGAUCUGGUCCUACCUAUGCUACUGAAACUACUUUUGAAGAAUCACUCAUUGCAGCUGGUGCAGGGAUUUCCUUGGUUGAUGCUGUGGUUGAAGCUUCAAUGGUCAACUACAAUCCACCUAUAGGAUUUGCCUUAAUAAGGCCUCCUGGUCAUCAUGCAGUUCCAAAAGGACCCAUGGGAUUUUGUGUCUUUGGAAAUAUUGCAGUGGCUGCACGUCAUGCUCAACGGGUGCAUGGAUUACAGCGGGUUCUUAUAAUUGAUUUUGAUGUUCACCAUGGUAAUGGUACUUGUGAUGCAUUUUAUGACGAUCCAGAUAUAUUCUUCAUUUCCACUCAUCAGGAUGGUAGCUAUCCUGGUACUGGAAAGAUGGAACAGGUUGGUCAAGGAAGUGGUGAAGGAGCAACUCUCAACUUGCCUCUACCUGGAGGGUCAGGAGAUAGUUCUAUGAGAUCAGUAUUUGAUGAAGUCAUUGUUCCUUGUGCCCAAAGAUUUAAGCCUGAUAUAAUUCUUGUUUCAGCUGGCUAUGAUGCACAUGCUUUGGACCCAUUGGCUGGAUUGCAAUUUACAACCGGAACCUACUACAUGCUAGCAUCAAAUAUAAAGCAACUUGCAAAGGAGCUGUGUCAUGGACGCUGUGUAUUCUUCCUAGAAGGUGGAUACAAUCUCGGAUCUCUGUCUAAUUCCGUCGCGGACACUUUCCGAGCGUUCCUGGGCGAACCAAGUUUGGCUUCCCAAUUUGAUGAUCCAACAAUGCUUUACGAAGAACCAUUGUUGAGAGUGCAAAAGGCAAUUCAGAAGGUCAAACACAUACAUUGUCUUUAAACAUAUUGGAAUUGCUCGUGUAGCUAUUCAAACUUUGUAAGUUCAUUGCAAAGUAGCUUUCAGUUGUAAAAUUGAGAAAUGCAUCAUUUAAAACAACAAAAGCAUUUCUGAAGUUGAACAAGAUACAAUUUCACACAUGAUGAUACCAAGUCAAUUCCUUAACAAAAAUCUAACUUAUGUUCA